Molecule: messenger RNA, 1368 nt
Organism: Symbiodinium sp. CCMP2592
Lineage: Eukaryota; Dinophyceae; Suessiales; Symbiodiniaceae
Source: the annotation of a GenBank genome assembly
AUGAGUGGAGCAGCGACGUCGUUGUCGCCGUCGUUGCGCUCGAUGGCCGGGAGCUUCGUAGGCCCAGGCGAGAGCCUCACGGUGGACUUGCUGGUGGGCAUCCGUCCUCCUCCUGGUUUGUCGGAAGAAGGCUCUUCUUUUCCAGGUGCCGGCACGGAGCCAUGGAUUAGCAGCGACGAGGGACACGAGUGCUUCUUGUGCCGCUGCUGCCACAAUGGGCGGGUAAAGCCCGACAAGAAGCAGCGGGCCACCGUGAAGUCCAUGAGCGAAGCACAGCUUCUCGAUUUGCUCUUGGCGCAGCUCUCCAUGCGUGCUCAAGAAGCAGGUCGUUUCGACACCCUCUUCCCGGUUCUGCAGGCGAUCCACCGUCGUCUGUCAGUCUCAUCGGCAGGCGAGUCCAACAUAUCCGGUGCGUCGCUGCGCAACUUGGAAAAGGUGAUGUCAAAGAUGAGCUGCCAGCAGAUGAUCUUCUUCGCCAAAAAGAACCCGAACACGGACCCUGGCCUUCUACAAUUGGUGAUGGACCGGUUGACAGGCAGCAGUGCGAACACGCCCAUGAGCUUCCCUGGUUCCUCCGUCUGGCUGUGUGCCGGGGCCGUCGCUACUCGACCUCUGACUGCUGGGGAGCUUUUGGCUGAGGAGGAGCCUCUGCUGCAGUGGUCUGGUGAAGAUCAGGACCAGUUGCAGCAGCUUUUCGAUGCGCUGCCGCUUGACAAGCAGCGUGCAAUGAUGGAGUUGCAGGACAGCUUUGCAGAUCAAGACUCAGAGAAAACGCUGCUCGGCGUAGCCUGCACAAAUGCUUUCACCUUCCAGAACGAAGAGGAAGAGCGUUGCCUGUAUCUGGAGAUCAGCCGCUUCAAUCAUUCCUGCCGCCCGAACUGUGAAGGAAGCUGGGACGAGCGGCUAGGCGUGCUGCAAGUCUACGCCUGUGAGGACAUCCCAUCAGGAGAUGAGCUGUGUCUCUUCUACACAGAUGUUCGCAAACCACGCCAGCUGCGGCAGGAGAAACUACAGACACUGGGCUUCACGUGCGCCUGUCCAGUGUGCCGUGGUGCAGAUCCCGCCAGCGACCGGCGCCGCGAACGUCUCUGGCAGCUGGUCGAGGAGAUACCCAGCUGCGAGGAUCCCGAGGAGGCUCUCGACCUGGUUCGGGAAAGCUUUGAGCUCUCGGACGAGGAGGGGCUGAACAUCUCCUGCUUCCGAGAGGUAACAGCCUACCAGGCUUACACGUCGUGCCUCUCCAUGGGACGCACAGAGGAGGCUGGCAAGUGGGCCCAGCGAGCGUACGAGUUUAGCCUGAAGGGCCACGGCCCUUACCACGCCACGACCAAAAUCAUCAGCCGCCACGCCAGUCGAUAUCGAAGCUGA